ACGCACUCGACGCAUUAGUCGCAUCGAAGCCUUCGGCGAGCGGCAAAACCACAUUUCUUCAAGAGAAAGUCUCGGAGACUCUCUCGUAUUCCCAGCGCGUGCCACGAGAGCGGCUGAUUUUAACUACUCUAGCAGCGUUGCAAAGCAGUGUAGCGACUCUUUCUUCAUUUAUAUAAGGCAGCUGUGCAAUCCACCCAAAACAGGACACUAAACUACCUGACACAGCUCCUUGACGACAUGGAGCCCACGACGUGGACCCGGCUUGUGAUUUGGACGGCACUCUGCGCCUUCUCCUUUCUCAGGACAGCGCUGUGCCAACAGCAGGAGUGCGACCCGGUGCCUGUGCUGCGAUGCUACGGUGGCCUGCUGAGCACCAUCGAGACAGAACUGGACAAGCUGGCCGCGAAGUACGGGACCGAGCUGGACGCAGCUCUCAGGACGUUCGCCAGCAAGUACCCAGUGUCAUACUCCCCAUGCAAGAUACGUCCUGGAGAGCAAGGUCGGUGUACGCCUGCCGAGCGCGAGCAGCUGGAACGCAUCGAGGGCGUCUACGAGGUCUUCCAGAGGACCGUCAGCGACAGCGACGCCCUCAGGGAUAUGGUGGCGGCGUACAAGUGUUGGGAUCGGCGCAAGUACCGUGACUGCUUCGCCAGCCUGCUCCAGGACACACUCAUCCGCGAGUACCGAGACUCGUCCUACCAGGAGACGAGACCGGAGAAGACCAGGAUCUGCAGGCAGUGGUCUCGCCUGGCUGACUCGUGCUUCGAAGACACGUCUGGCGGUCUGUGCGCCGAGAGCGCGACGGCGGGACGGCAGCACUUCCGCGACGUGAUGUCGGCCUACGUGGGCAGCUUCGGGUGCCCGAACAGCGCCGGUAUGCCAGGCAGAUCGCUCCUGCUCACCAGCACUGCCGUCGGCUUCGCCGUGUGGAUGAUGACUCGCCGUGGCUUCUAA
Molecule: messenger RNA, 954 nt
Organism: Rhipicephalus microplus (southern cattle tick)
Lineage: Eukaryota; Metazoa; Arthropoda; Arachnida; Ixodida; Ixodidae
Source: RefSeq, a predicted model, not a curated record